CCGGAAGCGUGAGUUACAAGAAUUCAACCGUUAACAGUCACAGCUCAGCUGUGACCUUUAAUUUGAAAUGCAAAGCCGGAAGCGAGGAUUCUAUGUUGGCGCUCUUGACACAUCUCCACCCAGGCGCUUGUUCAUCCUGUUGCGUUUAUCACCUGUCAGUGACCUCCUCCAAGUACAAACGCAUCCCCAGUUCUUAUUUUUUUAGCGGAGAAAGUCACCAUAAAGUAUUAUUUUCAUAAGAAUAUUCUGCGUUAAACUCUAGAGCGGUAGAGACGGAGUGAUAUUAUUUCAAGGGACGGGCGGUGUGGAGAGCUUUUACGCGUCUUUGAGCGCCGGUGUGAAUUCCAUUUUUUAUCUUUUUCAAAAAGAAAAUGUGCGCAGUAUUACAAUAAUUGUCAUCUGCGCGAUGAGGUACGGCAUGGUGAUUCUCUCAGCCGGCUUUUCGGGUUUGCUCAGUUUUUGCUUCCUCGCCGUGUCAGUCGGAACCGAUUAUUGGUACAUUAUCGAUGUGAAUAAGCCCAACUACACCGACUCGGAGGAGCUGAGUUCCUACUCCGGACUGUGGAGAAUUAAUGAAGGAUCACAAAAGAGUUCCGUCAUCCCUACCUUCACUGCAAAUAUGUCUUCCCUGUCCGAGAUGGAGAGGCACCUUCUCGAGCUGCACAAGGCGGUGGUCAUCAUACUGCCACUGGGCUUGGUGCUGUUGGUGUUUGGUUGGAUUUUCGGGCUCGCCAGUUCGUUGGCCUCCAGCCCGAAGCUGCUGACCGGAACCGCAUUCUACUUUCUCUUCUGCAGCCUUUUCACUCUGACUGGGGUGAGCAUCUACAUCCAGUAUUCCAACAAGGCCAUGGAGGAGUUCCAGCGGAUCGUGGCCCCGGAGGAACUCGCCUACGUGAACGUGUCCUUCGGCUGGUCCUUCGCCAUGGCGUGGAUCUCCUUCGGUCUGGAGCUAGCUGCUGGCCUACUGCUCCUGCUGGCCGCCAAAGUCACCCAGAUGAAAGGACGCUACGACUGCGGCGUCGCCGUCACUUUGUGAAUGUCAAAAGUCCGCGGGUUGUGCAGUUGACCUUUCGCUAAACUCCCCGAAAAAAGGCAGACUGGCCAAUCGCAGCAGAGCUCUGACACUUUUCAUGGUGGCACAAUCCAUCCAUCCAUUCUCUAUAGCGCUAAGUCCACCAUAUGGCAUUCUGUAGACUAUAUAUAUAUAUAUAUAUAUAUUUUAACCUUUUAAUGUAUUUGUUCUGUUUACAAAACCCCAAACUAAUCCAGACAAAUCCAGGCUCUGGAUAAAUCACGGCACACCCUUCUGCCUUGCUUCGUCUGUCUGAAAUGUCAUUUUCCCCAAAAUUUGAUAAGGCUCCUCCAGGGAGCACAGGGAGUGUCAGUUCCCGAAGCUUGACGCUAGCAACAGUAACUGAAGGGGGAACAAGUCUUAGCAAAAGGUCAAUACCGUUAAGAACAAAAGAGCGACAAAAGCCCGCCUUAUUUUAUGUGAAUAUUAUACAUCAAGUUCAGUUUUAGGUCUUAUUGUAUGUGGAUGUAGUGUAUGUUUAGUUCAGUUAUAGUUCCCAUUCAUGCAUGUGUGUUGUACAUUUAGUUUUUUAUUUGUUGUUGUAUCUAAACGUAUUGUGCAUACAGUUCAAUUGCAUUGAUCAGUACACAAUCCAUUUGUAAUUAUAUCACCAGGCAAAAACAAAGGCAGAAGUAAUAGUAACAACUGUAAUCAGUCGAGAUUUACUGAAGCAGUGCUGCGCUUCCAUUGAAAUGUCGCAGGAGACAAGACGUGUUAUGAGUUUGUACCAUGUAUUAAUAGGAUCUACAUGUAAACAGGUGGAGGGGAGUAGUUUAGUGCAUCAUGGGAAAUCGCUACGUCAGUCUAGGCCUAGCAAAGCAUGAGUCAACCCAAACAAUAGCGUAAGCAAAGUUGCAAGAUUUAAACUGGAAGAUUGGUUGCUAUUAAUACAAAAAUUAUUUUUGCGACAAUAAUGAUGGUCUAAGGACAGACCCCUGUGGAACAUCAUGGCUGAAUUUUAAUUUGGAGCCUGUUGCUGUUUUGCCACACAAAUGCUCCAAUCCUCAAACUGUUAGUCAAUAAUGUUCAAAUCAUGUUAAUUUCUUUUUGGAUGAAUCACAAUAAUCCAGCCGAGAAGUCAUACAAGAAGAUUUUGAAUUUGUUUUAGAUGGGUGUUGAAUGACAAAUCCUGCUAGAAUACAAAUAAAGAGCACACGCACACACAAAAAAUGACAACACUUAUGAUGGUAACUUCUGUUUCAGUGUGCAUUCAUGUUGCGGUAAUUAAUGUCUUUGUAGUUUAACAGAGUUAUUGCAAUAUAUUGGAAUUUUACACACUGACUACCAUUCUUUUGGAUUAGUUCGUGGAAUUAUUUUGUGGAAAUAUGUUUUCAUUUUUCUUUGCAGCUGCAACGCAAAAUAAAUCGAGCAUCAGGGAAGGCUACAAA
Phyllopteryx taeniolatus (common seadragon) is the source of this 2460-nucleotide messenger RNA. RefSeq names its product transmembrane protein 235-like. The transcript is spliced from 4 exons. The coding region runs from base 407 to 1036 and encodes 209 amino acids. Lineage: Eukaryota; Metazoa; Chordata; Actinopteri; Syngnathiformes; Syngnathidae. The record is from RefSeq and is a predicted model, not a curated record. Gene Ontology annotation, cellular component: apical plasma membrane.